AUGCUCUCUGAUCUUCCCUCGGAAAUCAUUCUCCAUAUUGCAUUACAUCUUCCGACUGCCAGCUCAUUGACACAUUUGGCACAAUCCUGCCAUCGAUUAUAUAAAAUUGUCUCGGCCGAAGAAGCAGCCUUCUUUCGAGCAUUCGUGCAGAAAAAGUUCCCAUCGACGAACACUUCACCGUUCUGGAAAGAUGCAGCGUGUGCUCUCACAUCUCGCUCGCGAGCCCUGGACAGACUGGGCAUUAUUGGCCGAUUCGUCCUGCCGGCUGAGAACAUGACCCGGAUCGGCUAUCAUGAAGAAACGCGACAUGAUAACCCCACUCUUGGAUUCCGACCUCCCAUUGACUCUUACGAGAGCUGGAAUGGCGAGUCCUGGGCGGAAAGGAAAGAAGUCCUCGCCUGGGGCGCUGGCCAUCGGCUGCUAAUGCGCACCAGGCAGUCUGGAAACAGACCACGGGAAAAUUGGAUUGUCUUCAAUGACAAGCACCAUGUCAGCAGUUAUGAUGAUAUCUGCGGCCUGCAUCUUCUUGGGCCAGAAUCUGGUGGCAAAAACGCCGAUAUAGAGCACCUGAUUCUUGGUCGCAUUCGCGGCGAUAUUAUUCGCCUGGCUCUCUCCGCCAGUGACACGUCCUAUGAGAAAAAGCAGAACUUCAUGACAAAUGGACUGAACCUCGACCGAACGGAUCUAAGUGAUGGUCCAGAGCCUAUUCUCUCAGGUCAUUUUGAUAAUGGGUCUAUCGCAUUGUACCAUACAAUUACCGAUCGAGAGGAGGUUGAGCCGUUUGCGUGGAUUGAACCAACUACUUUGUCACGAAGUCGAUAUUCAAAACUGCUGUCAUCAUCACGAAUUGCCGUGGCCACGGGGAGAACGCAGGACACCCUGUCAAUUUCAACCGUCUCUCCAGAUGGCAUAUCCCCCGUCCGACAGAUAGGCGUGGAUUCACUGGACAUUGAAAACCAAGUUGGUCAUCCAGCGCAUAGUACUGUGUCUGCCAUUGCACCUCUCAAUUCCCACCGACUCGCCGGUGACCCAGGCAAUGUGUUCCUCUCAGCUUGGGGCGAUCGAACCGUCAGACUUCACGAUGUUCGCUCUCCGCACUCUUAUGAAACAACCUACAUCGACACCACGGACCCAAACCUCACAUACUGUGUACAUCCACUUGCCAAUGACAGGUUUCUCGCCGGUUCUGGCGGCGAUGCUUUAGUCAAAAUAUUUGACCUUCGCAUGGAAAAAACAUACGACUAUCUCGACGCUCAAACUCCGCACACAUCAUCUCAAAGAGCCAGUGGCCCUCGCAAAGAUUUUUCAAUCUUCCUUUCCUCGCCACCACCACCACUGUUCCCACAACAGAAUUCUCGUAAUCGCAGAAGAGGCGCAUACCGUGGCCCGAUUUACACCAUGUCUAUACCGUCUGUAUCUUCGCAAACAGUGUACACUGGCAUCGUGGACGGCGUCGUGCGUCUAGACUUUGCAUCAAUGGACGACUUAGCGGGGCCAGCAAAGGAGUGCGCCCGAUCAGGGGGAGUGCUCAGGCUAGCCGGGUUUGAGCGCCCAGAUCCAGAAGAUCUGACUACUACAUCCAAGUUAAGAACGCAGAGUGAGGGGUUGAGUCUCAACGCCGAAGUCAAUCUGAAGAUGGAUGAUACGGGUUGGGAUUGGCGAUGGCAGCCGCUUAGUGAACCCGGUGCUUGGAGACGGAGAGAUGGACAAGUACUCGGUGAUUAA
Messenger RNA from Penicillium cinerascens, 1725 nucleotides. RefSeq names its product F-box protein. Bases 1 to 1725 code for a protein of 574 amino acids. Gene Ontology annotation, molecular function: protein binding. The transcript is spliced from 3 exons. Lineage: Eukaryota; Fungi; Ascomycota; Eurotiomycetes; Eurotiales; Aspergillaceae. The record is from RefSeq and is a predicted model, not a curated record.